Messenger RNA from Cylindrotheca closterium, 606 nucleotides. Lineage: Eukaryota; Bacillariophyta; Bacillariophyceae; Bacillariales; Bacillariaceae. The record is from the annotation of a GenBank genome assembly.
AUGCAAUCCUCCAGCUACAAUAUAUUUCUCCUCGCUGUUCUAGCAGCAGCUUACCUCGGUCGUGACACCACCACAGUCGAGGCUUGGUCCAUGCCAGAUCCAAUCACAAGAACAUCACAGCAAUCGAAUACAGAGAGACUGGCUACAUCCCGCCGCCAUUGGUUCCAACAAGCAAUUGCUGCCACCUCUACUCUCGUCACAGUGGCUGCAAUCUCGCCACUUCCUGCGUCAGCUGCCACUUCCGUAGUAGCUUCCCUGAAAGACGAAUUGAAAACCUGCCAAUCCAAGCUCGUUGAUAUUCCGGCUCUCUUGGAACAACAAGAAUGGGACAAGGUCAGAACCAUUCUCAAGACGCCACCCGUCAAUAAGCUAUGGAAUCUUGGUGACUCGCAAAAUGUCAUCCUUCAACUGGCAAAGGAAACUGGCGAUGUGGAGCUCUUUGAAGUGAAGGAUGAACUAUCAAUAGCACUUCAAAUGACCGAUCAGCUCACUUACGACAAUGUAUUUGUAUACUUCCAACCAGGAAAUGGAAAAGUGAAAAUCAAAGAGCCGGUAGACCUUGCGAAAAAAGCAAUCGGAAUUGUCCAACAGAUUCUUGACGAGUGA